Gastrolobium bilobum is the source of this 852-nucleotide messenger RNA. RefSeq names its product NAC domain-containing protein 21/22-like. NCBI's taxonomy places the organism in Eukaryota, Viridiplantae, Streptophyta, Magnoliopsida, Fabales, Fabaceae. Gene Ontology annotation, biological process: regulation of DNA-templated transcription. Bases 1 to 852 code for a protein of 283 amino acids. The record is from RefSeq and is a predicted model, not a curated record. Gene Ontology annotation, molecular function: DNA binding. The transcript is spliced from 3 exons.
AUGGGUCUUAGAGACAUUGGUGCUUCACUGCCCCCUGGGUUUCGGUUUUAUCCGAGUGAUGAGGAGUUAGUCCUUCAUUACCUUUACAAAAAGAUCACAAAUGAGGAAGCUCUCAAGGGUACCUUGGUUGAAAUUGACUUGCACAUAUGCGAGCCAUGGCAGCUUCCUGAGGUGGCUAAGCUCAAUGCAAAUGAAUGGUACUUCUUCAGCUUUCGUGACCGCAAAUAUGCAACUGGCUUUCGGACCAAUCGGGCAACGACAUCUGGCUAUUGGAAAGCAACGGGAAAGGAUCGUACGGUGUUCGACCCAAUCACGCGUGAGGUUGUAGGGAUGAGGAAGACAUUAGUGUUCUAUAGGAACAGAGCUCCAAAUGGAAUCAAAACGGGAUGGAUCAUGCAUGAGUUUCGCUUGGAGACCCCACACAUGCCCCCUAAGGAGGACUGGGUUUUGUGUAGAGUAUUUCAUAAAGGCAAAGCAGACAACAGUGCCAAACUCAACCAACAACUCAUGUUCGAGACCACAGUUCCAUCCCUAACUUUGGCUUCAUCAUCACCAACCAACCAAACUAUGCCGGUUGGGUAUAACCAACUUGCCCCUUUCUCUUCCACAAUGGCAACCCAUCAUCAUCAAAACCCAAACCAAAAUAAUUCUUUGAUGAAUCUCCUUCAGUUUUCUCGGGAAACAAAUUACAACAACGGUAGUAGUGUUACUCAAAUUAGUCCCAAAGGUGACGAUGAAUAUGGGUUCUUAUGGGACAUGGAUUUGGAAGAAAAUAGCUUCCAUGAUGGGGUGGCCUCAAACUUGGACGGAAUGAGAUUCGAGGUUGAUAAUAAUAGUAUGGUCUUGUUAUAA